Daktulosphaira vitifoliae (grape phylloxera) is the source of this 1868-nucleotide messenger RNA. RefSeq names its product cytochrome P450 4C1-like. Bases 61 to 1620 code for a protein of 519 amino acids. Gene Ontology annotation, molecular function: iron ion binding; oxidoreductase activity, acting on paired donors, with incorporation or reduction of molecular oxygen; heme binding. The record is from RefSeq and is a predicted model, not a curated record. The transcript is spliced from 11 exons. Lineage: Eukaryota; Metazoa; Arthropoda; Insecta; Hemiptera; Phylloxeridae.
AACGUUUUACCCAACAGACCGCGUUAGAGAAAUAUAGAUUAAUCAAUUUAUUAAUAAAAAAUGUUAGAAUUCUAUAUUUUGAAUGUAUUAUGGUUUGUAAUAUCUGCCGCAAUAUCAUGUAUUGUCAUAAGUGUUUGUAGAAAUAAUUACUUUCCAACAGAGGAGCAAAAAUUAUUAGAUAAACUACCGUCUAUGACAAAAGGAUUUUGGAAUUUCAUAAAAAUAUCAUUCGAGUUGGGUUUAACAAAACCUUCUGGACUUAUGUCAUUUUUCUUAAAUGCUGAAAAAAAGUAUGGUCGAAUUUACCACUUUAACCUUAUGGGACGUUCCUAUGUAGCAAUAUCAGAUCCAAAAGAUUUAAAAAUAGUUUUAUCUAGUACACAACACAUAAGUAAAGGACCAGAAUAUAACAUGAUGAGGCCUUGGGUACAUGAUGGACUUUUUUUAAGCAUAGGUUCAAAAUGGACUACACGACGAAAGUUACUCACAAAUACGUUUCACUAUCAAACGUUGGACAUGUAUUUGCCUGCAAUAAACAAACAUUCGCAAAUUUUAACAAAAAAAUUGCUUAGAGUGUCUCAAAAUGAGAAAAAAAUCAAUAUUAAAGAGUACAUAAUACUGUGUUCUAUGGAUAUAGCUUGUCAAACAAUUAUGGGUGUUAAUAUGAAUUCUCAAGAAGGACAGUCACAAAAUUACGUCAAAGCAUCUAAAAAUGCAUCUAAGGCAUUGUGUGAAAGGAUUUUUAAAUUUUGGCUAUGGAAAGAUUUUAUAUUUAAAUUAAGUAAGUCUGGCAAAAUGUUUUAUGCAUCUCUUGAUGUGCUACAUCGUUUUAGAGAAGAUAUGAUCAAAAAAAAACGAAUAGCUAUAAGCGAAAAAAAAAACAACAAAACCUCAGAAGAAAAUAUCACAAUUGAAAAAUCGAAAAAAGUAUCUUUUUUGGAACUACUUAUAAGAUUUUCUGACGAAUAUCCAAAUCAAAUGAAUGAUAAUGAUAUUAAAGAAGAAGUAGAUUCUAUUCUUUUUGGAGGUUUUGACACAACUUCAAUAAAUCUUACAGUAGUUUUAUUACUAUUAGGAAUUUACCAAGAUAUACAAAAAUUAGUUCGAGAUGAGUUGUAUAAUAUAUUUGGUGAUUCAGACAGAGACGCAACAAUGGAAGACAUUAAUAAUAUGAAAUACUUAGAAAGAGUGAUAAAAGAAUGUCUAAGGAUUUAUCCUAGUAUACCACAAAUAACCCGACAACUAAAUGAUGAUCUACAAUUAAGCAAUUACGUUAUACCCCGGAAUACAGUUUUGAUAAUAUUGCCAUACGUAAUCCAUCGUAACGAAGAGUUAUAUCCAAAUCCUGAAAAAUUUGAUCCUGAAAGAUUUUUGGAUGAAGAAAAUAAAUCUAAAUUUUUGUUUUCGUAUAUACCAUUUAGUGCUGGGCCAAGAAAUUGUAUUGGACAAAAAUUUGCAAUGCUUCAGAUCAAAAUUAUAAUUUCCACUGUUUUACGACAGCUAAAAUUUAAAAUAUUAGGAACUGGGGUUGAUAUAAAGAUAAGUUCCCAAAUAGUGUUAAGAUUUGAGUCACUACCGGAUAUGGAAUUCUCUCUUAUUGAAAACAAUAAUAUAAUCUAGCAAUUAAAGUUUUAUCACAAAAUUAAAUUGUAGAAAUGUGUAUUUAUGAAUAAAAAAAGAUUAAAAUAACUGCAUACUUAAGGAUUUUAUUUUGUUAUUUUACGCAAAUUUAUAUCGUUUAUACGAAGUCGUCGAAGGAAUAUUAAAUUUUUCAGUAAUUAUUUACUAGAUAUAAUAUUGUUUAAUUUAUUUAGAACAAUUACGUGUAUAACUCUCAACAGAAAAUGUACAAAAAAAAAAUGUUAAAA